Cinara cedri is the source of this 8922-nucleotide messenger RNA. NCBI's taxonomy places the organism in Eukaryota, Metazoa, Arthropoda, Insecta, Hemiptera, Aphididae. The record is from the annotation of a GenBank genome assembly.
GUUAUAAGGAAAAAAAGGGAAUAUUGUCUAUUUUAAAAUAAUAUAAUUAUUAUAAAAAAAUUGUUGAUUAUUAUAAAAUGAAGGGUAAUUGAGUAUAAUUGUGAAUGUAUCUAAUCAAAAAAGUAGGUUUUUUUUUUUUAACAAAGUCCUCUAAAAACAGAGUUAUGAACCCAACAGAGGUUUUCAAAAUCAGUACCUUGCCUAAGUAUAAUAUCUUGUGUGAGUAGUCAAUAUUAAUUACAGUUAGAGUAAGUCAUAAAAUGUCAAUUACAUUAAAAGUUAUAAUACUUUGUCAACAAGCAAACAGGCUAAAACUCGCUAAAAUCUAUUCAAAACUUAAUGACCUAGUCCAGCUGUUGUAGUGGCAGUCAAAGGUGGUUAGAUUAGUCUUUACUUUUAUUAAGUGAACAUUUGAAUACAUUUACCAGCACCUACAAUAUUUUAACAAAUACGGUGGUCAUCACUGUACAACCUAGGUCUAGGAUUCAAAUAUAAUAUUGCAUAUUAUCUCACUGGUGUGAGGUUAACAUACUUAGUGCACGUCAUAAUAUAGGCAAGAUAGAAUGAAAAGCGAAAUACUGAGUAAGAACUUUUGGCACGCGCCCAGAGAAUGGCGAUAAUAACGCAGAUAGAUAGGACAAAGGUAGUGGUGUGUGCGAACAAAUCAUGUGACUCCUCAUACAACCUACACAAGUGUGUACCACAGAAAGAACAUCAGUCGCGUUUAAACUUAAAACUGGUUACAAAUAUUCCAUAAACGUUACUAAUUUUAGUGUAAAUGACAUUGUAUACUUUAAUUAAAAUACUGUUGUUUUAAAAUACCUAUUUAAGACUUAUUAAUAUUAACAAAGAUGCAAUAAUCAAUAAUAUUAUAAAAUUAUACAGAAAUUGUUUACUUAUCUUUCCACGUGCUCAUGAGACUUGAACUUGGAUUUGAUUAUGAACCCAUGAUGUGAACUCGACGUUGAUAAGUAAACGAACUCAUGACGUAGACGUGAAUAUAUUUGACGGUCGGAAACUUGUUUUUUAUUUGUAUUUAGUAAAUGAACACGUAGACGGAAUGUGGUCAUGCGGAAUGCAUCACUGUCAGUUAUCAGCAUCAUACACUCAUGCAGAUGAAGGUACCGAACAUAGAAAACUCGAACGUACUUAUCAGAUCCAAAUACUAUAAUAUACGACGUUUUAUAUAGUAUUUGCCAGAUCUGUGAUCAAUAAUAUAAGACCGUCCACCAAACACCUGCAGAUGAUGCGAUAUUUAAACUUAAGGUUAUGUAUUAUCAUUACUUACUUAUCAGUUAUCAGUUAUCAGUGGUUAGUCUUAUCACAGUGGAUGAUUUUAUACAUUUUGUAAAGUGUUUGUCGGGUCAUACUGUACGACACCACAACAUUUAUCAUAAUAUUUUAUCAAUUAUCAUAGAACUAUGGACUGUUAUAUUUUAUUAUUUUAUCUUUUGUUUCUGCCAAAUUCUCUUUUUGUCGGUAUUUCAAUAUAAUAAAAUACCAAAUAAUUAUGCAAUAUGCAGUUUAAUGUUAUUUCCAACCUCGAACACGGUGGACAGUUCAUAAAUUAAACAUUAUUGUUUUGUUUUGUUUUUUUUUUUUUAAUAAUAAUAAUAAUAAUAAUAAUAAUAAUAAUAAUAAUGAUAAUUUUAACAACAUAAUAACAAUCAAUAUCAGUGAGGGAACGUCGUAAGUUCCUUUAUUAUAUACCUAAUAAUUGGGCCAAUUUAAUCGUAUCGCUUCUUCCAUGAGUGCGCUACAUCAACGACUACGAUCAUUCGUCCAUAACAGUUUAAUAAAACACAUUAAUAAUAUGUAAUCUAAUAACAUUAAUGAGUACAUGUAUACAUCAUAUGUGUAUACACUCGAGUGUAAACUCAUCUCGGAUCUGUGAUUUUUUCAUCGGUUUUUUCGUUAUCCGCAAAUAUCUGUACUCGGCGUAGUUAUUACCAUUCUGGUUGAUGCGUAAAUCUUAUUGUGCUAGUAUUGUAAGACGUAUACUAGUACCUAUCAACAUAUUCAACCACAUUGAUAUUGAUAUUUAUUAUUGUUUAACAUAUUAACACAAACAAAAAAAAAACCAUACGUUUGUGACAAGUGUUUUUUUUUUUUGCUAUUAUUAUUUUUUUUUUUUCUAAUUUUGUUACCUAAUAUACACUAAUUUAUAAACUUUGAAGACAUGUCAUGAUAAUUGAACUUAAUAAAAUAAUCAAAAUGUUCAGGAUAUGACAUAUAUUAACAACACAAAUAAUAUGCUAGUUGAUGAAGUAGUCGCUGGUAAUAAUAUGUCUAAUAAACACAAGAGUAAGAUUCAAGAUAAAAAAAUAUGGAAAUCAUUGAGGACACAUAUUAUGUCGCGCCGCGAGAAAAACAAACAAGGUGCAUUUUCAAUCUUUAUAAUAUCUAACUAAGGUUUUUAUUACUUACCUGUGUAAAAAAAAAAACAAAUAUUUGAUCAUUGAAAUGUUUAAACUGUUUAUUUAAAAUGAAAUUUUGAAAGUGAUUAUUAUACAAAAUCAACUUUAUAUAUAUAUAUAUAUAUACUCACGUAGGUAUAUAAUUUAAGGUAUUUUUUGAUUUAACAUAUAGGUAAUUAUAUGCUAAAUCAACAAUCGUCACGAGUUAUUAUUUUUAUUUCUAUCACAAUUGGUAUUUCUAGAAAAAAAAAAAAACAUACUUAAUAUAGUAUUCAAUAUUUACAAGUUAAAGAUUCAAAAGACAAUUUUUAUUAAAAUUGAUAAAUAUUACACAAUAUAAAGUUAAAUCUAAAUCUACACACAAGAUACCUACUUAAAUUUAUUAUUUUAUAUAAUAGAGUUUAUUUUAAUUUUAAAUGCUUUUCAAGAGACUUAAUAUAUUUGAUUUGUUGAUUUUAUAGUUUUAUUGAUUGUGCUUCUACGAUUUUGCUGAAGACUUAAUUCUUAAAGCAACUAAUAAUAAUUAUUUUUGAUUUGAUACUGUUAAUGCAUGAUACUAUCCAAAACAUUUUAUCUUAUGAAAUAAACCCAAUAUAAGUUUUAUGAACUAAUUCUAGAUUAUAAUUAGUGCUAAAUUUAAAAUAAUAAUUAUAUUAAAAUGGCAACUUGAAUGAUUUGUCUUUAUCGGUGUACUGCAUUUUAUAAUUAAUUGGUGAAUUUGAGUCGUAAUUAGAUGCAAAAAAUGGAACUCAAAAAGUGUAAGAGGAAAGGCCAAAUGAUAUUAUUGGUAAGAAAUUUUGUGAGGAACGAUGUAUAAGUCUUACAUCGACAGUUUUUGAUAGUUUCAAUUAAACUGAUUAUAUAGUUCUUUUAUACUAAUGAAUUUAAAUUUUAGCAUGAGAAAAAUAAAUUUUGAGCUUAGCUUAAUCUAAAACCCAAUCAAAUUGUUUUGGAUGCAGUCCAGUAGUAAUUUUGUUUUUUCAAUUUCCAAUUUCUAUUCAAAGUAGUUUUAUUAUUCACAGCUGAAGUUAAUGCAGAAAUACUAAGGAAAAAAAAAUGUGUUGAAUAUCAAAAAAUGCAAGAGAAUAAAUUGUCUUUAGCACAGAUUAAUGGUCGUUUAUCUCAAUUACAAGACAAGCGUGUUGAGCUAGAGGAAGAAAAACGUGCACUUCUGGACCAGACACAGGCUGAUGAAAUGGUUACAUCUUUAGUAAUGCCCAAAAUUGAAUUAAAAUGGUAUUAAAUAUUUUUAUUAUUUAUUUAUUUAGACAAUUCACAAUCCGUAUAACAAUUUUUACAUUACGCAAUAUUAAAUAUUUACUUCAUUAUUUUACAUUACCAAAUCCAUAUUUUUAUGCAUAUCUUCAUAAUGUGUGUACUUUUAUGUUUUACAGUGAACUUGGCACCAAUAAAUUAAUGAUGACUAAUAAUUUAAAUAAUACUAUAAUUUCAAAUCAUCGUUCACAUAAUUUAACUUAUCAACAAAUAUUUAGACAACAGAAUUCCAUGAAUGUACAAUCUGGCAUGGAAGGAUUAUCUGGUGCUAGUGGUGGUUUAAGCCCGUGUGCACCAAAGUCUUAUAUGAUGCAAAGUCCUAAUACAAUAUGUUAUAACAAUGGAUAUAGUAACCAAACAUUAAUGGUUUGCUCGCCAUCUACAGUUAAUGCUGCAAAUAUUCAAAACAACGUGGCUCGGUCAAUGCCAUUAGGAGCUAACUUAUCUAAUACGAUGGCUUUAACAAAAUUUCCGUCGAUGAAUAGUAACAGUACCCUAAGUGCUGUAUCCCCGGUAAAUAAAAAAAAAAAAAUAAAUUGAAUUAAUGAAAUAAUUAAUGCUUACUUAUUAAAUCAUUUAUUAUUUACAUUAUAUAUUUAUUUUAAAUUUAGGUAUACAUUGGUUUUAUCAUAGUGUUUACUUUUUACUUUUUUUUCUAUCUAGACAAUUUUUUUAAUAGAAUUAUUGCUUAAAUCAUCUAUAGUAGACAAUGUUGUGUAAUUGGUGAAAUAUUAUUUUUUUAGGUUUCUUAAUAAUUUGAAAAAUAUGCACAACAGCUAAUAAUAAUUUCUGUUAUUUAGUUAGAAAUACUUAUAGAAAUCUGACAUUAUUAUCUAAUACUUAUAAAUUAGCCAUUUCUAGAAGUGGUAUAAUUUUCAAAACAUUUUGAUAGUGCUUUAGUUACCUACAGCUAUUUUGUAGACAGUUUUUCUACCAGAAAUCUUGAUCCGAUUUUUAAGUGUAGCAUUUUUUCUAAAAGGAAAUCUGACUGGGGAGGUACUUAAUACAGAUCAUUUUUCAAUUUCCCUAGGAUUUUUUCCAACUAACAGGAUAAUACAUGCAAAAACCGUAGGACUAAUGAAAAAAUAGGUACAAUGUUAAACAAAUAUUAUUAAAAAAAAUGUAUGAUGCCUAUGUUAUUAUUUUACCAUAGUAUUACUUAUAUAUUGUUGCCAAAACAACACUUAUUAACUGAACUCUGUUUAGCUCUCAAAAAACUUCUGGAUUUUUUUUUCUAAAAUUUGUGUUUUUGCAUGCUUAAUUUAGCGGUACUUUCAAAAAAAGUCCGCUCAAAGUCCAUUUGGAAGUUAUGGUCAAAAAACUUCAAAUUGCUUGAUUUUUCAAAAAGUUUUUAUUUGAUAUUUUGUGUAUACAAUUUUUUAACUAAAAUUACUUGGAACAUUUUGAAAUAAAAAACUAUUAAUUGCUAUUUAUUUGUUGGUUACAAAUCAAUACAAUUAUCAAAUAUAUCCUGCCUUUCCAAAUUUUAAUAAUUCAAGUUUGUACUGAUAGUAAUAAUUCUAAUAUUUACCUGAUAAAUAUUUUAUUUUAUGCCUUUUAGGAUCUAUUAUCCAGUAUCAAACAAAAUAGAAGUCCAUCACCGCAACAAAUGAAUAAUAAUAGUUCCAAUAAUCCAAAUACUUCAACGACAUCCACAGCUCUUAUCAAUAAUAUAAAUCAAACGUUAUUUACUACUGCCAAUAAUAAUUAUCAUGGUAAGUUUUAGUUAUUUAGACUUAUUAGACUAGUUUAUGUUUGUAUAUGGUUGUCCUUAGUGAUGUUACGAACACUGAUUUUUAAGGUUCAACCAAACCUACACACUUGUAUUCAAACCCGAAUGGAACUUUUAAAUUAUUUUAUUAAACUUGAACUCUGACAUAAAAAAAGGAAAAAGGUUAGGUUAAGUUGGAUAAAAAAAUUUUAAAAUUAUAAUAUUAAAUGCAAAAAAAAUAUAAUUUUUUUUCCUACCUAGGCCGCUCUGUCCCACUAUAGACUAUCGUAUUGGUUACCGCACAGAAUUGGCAUCAAAUGAUUUUCAAUGAUUAUUUGCAAUUUUCAGUUUGAAAGUUGAACAGUUCGUUACAUAUCUAGUUGUCCUACAAUUGUUAAAACUUCAAUGGGGCACUAAUUUUUCCAAAGGGUAAAUCAUUAAUGGAAAUCAGAAUACAAAUGUUAAGUAAUCUUACAGAGACUCUUUGAUAAUCUUGUAGGAAUUCUUGAUAAUAGUUUGAAAAUCAUGGUAUUCUGGAAUCUGGUGUACAUACUAUUCAUACCUAAGCCUACCUAUGUGCAUUUUGAAGAAUGUUUUGCUUUUAUGUUUUUUUUAUUUAUUAUUUUUUUUCUGUGAACAACUUUUCUAUUGGAAAUUUUGCUUCAAUUUUUUAGUAUAGCACUUUUUGAAAGAAAAUUAGAAUGGAGUGGUUGUUUAAGAAGGUUACUUUUAGUUCUUUGGGGUUUUCAUAAUAAAUAGGAAAAAUGUACGAAAUGUAUUAUUUUAAAAUCAUAAAUAUUAUGGCCUUUCAAAACAUGUAUAACUGAACUCCCCUCAAAAUUGUUUUUCGUUAGAAAUUACAUAUUGUUGUUUAGAGAUAUACAUUCAAUUUUCCCUCUACCUUCCCAAGGUUAGGUUUCACCUACAACAGUGGCCCAUUCAUUGUGCAAAAUAUGUCUGUUUGUCUUUUGAUUGUGAUUCAGUUAAAAAUAUUCAUAGAGACUUAAAAUUUGAACAGAACCCUUAUAUUUGUCUUUUCUAGAUGUGGUAAAAUUUUCAAAAUAUUUUAUUAUUUUUGAGACAUUUUAAUUUCGCCAGUUUUUUUUACAUAAUGUUUAUUUAUGUAAUUAUUAAUUACAUUAUUUAAUAAUAUUAAUAAAUAUUAUUAAAAAAAAUAUAUGAUGCAUAUUAUGUAAUUAUUUUACCAUAGUAUAACAUACAUAUAUUGUUGAAAAAGCAACAUUAUUAAGUGAAUUUCGCACAGAAUUUUUUAGUUAUAUCCUCUCUGAAAAUAUUGUUUGUUACAUAGAAUAGGAUAGAUAAUUUGAAUAAUUAAUAACUUAAUUCAGUCUAUAAUUUGUUAAACAUUGAACAAUUGAGGUAUUGAGCAAUUAUAAUUUAUUAUUUUUGAAUACAUUUUAUGUACCCAGUCUUAUCCAUCAUGUUUCUGUAUUUCUAGUUCUAUUAUAAUAUAAGUAGUUUAAAAAAUAAUUUAUAAUCAAAUGUGUUGUGCUGAUAAAAAAAAUUCUAAGAAUUAUACAAAAUAAGAGUAGUUAAACUUCACUAUUAUUACUGGUUUAUUUGAAAUAUUUGAAUAAGUGUAUCCACUGUUAAAUAUCAUAUAUUACUUAUAAUAUAUGAUAAAAACAUAGGUAUUGACCAAGACUUAUUAACUUAGUUUGGUAAAUUUAUUUAUUUCCUUCAAUAUGCGACACUUAUGUCUAAUUUUCAAUUUUUGUAUGUAAUUCAGUGCUGGUGCUAGGGUAAGACAAAUGGGAAAGAAAUUCAGCCCCCCUCCCUUGUUUUGGUUUUAAUAGGCCCUGUGGUAUAUUAUUAUAUAGGUAUACAGUCAUUAGUUAUACUAAAGCACUGUCCAGAGCCCUGCAAAACCUAGCGCUGCCACUGUAUGUAUUUAUAUAAUAUUCAUUAUUCAUAUUUUAUUUUAACAAUAUUAUUUAUAUUUUAAUUUAGUUGAAAAUUCUAAUAGACAUGGCCGUCAAGAUACUUCACAAACAAUUGGUAGAAAUAUGUGGAUUAAUAAUUCUAACAGUAAGGAAUUUUAUAUAUUUAUAUUGUGUACUGCCUAUUUAACUAAAUGAGUUUCACGUGCUAUUUCUAAUAAUUUAAUAUUUUAAUCCAAGAAUCUUGAACUAUUUUAAAUGAUUUAUAUAUCAAUUUAAUUCUAUUAUUUGUUAAUUAGGUAAAAUUGCAAAAUGUUGAUGGUAUUGUUUUAAAUUUAUUCUAUUUUAAAUUAUUAAUUUAGAAAAUGCUCAAUCAAAUGUUGGCAACUAUGGACCCUACUAUCAAACUUCAUCUACAGCUUCAAUAAAUUACUGUGUUAACAAUGGCAUGCCAUCAUCUUCAUCUUUGUCUUCAGUUAAUACUGUGUAUAGCUAUUCCGGGCCUCCCCCUUUACCUAUAUCUCGUACAGAAACUUGCAAUACUAGUAACACUGGAAAUUUAAUUGCGAGUUCAAGUGGUGAACAUGCUAUACAACAAAUAUCGCAGUCUGUGAAUUCUCAACAUCAGACUCAUUACCUUACACCAUCCCAUCCACCCAUGUAUAUGAGUCCGACCAUUCGAAAUCAAACUCCCAAUCAUGCAUGUAUGUAUAAUAAAAGUAUUGGCGAUUGAAUAAAUAAAAAGUAAUUUUAAAUAAUAUGUCAUUGUUCUUGUAAGAUCAUUUUAAACCGCUUGUCUAUCCAGAUGAAAAAUUGGUUUCUCCCGGUCCAAAUUAUUAUCAGCACCCAGGCAACAGGAAUGUUCAUUUAUCAAAUACUAUGGCAGGCCUACCCCAUACCUAUCAAAUGGUAUUUAAUUUUAAUUUUAUCCAUUUUUAAAUGAAUAGUAUAUUUCAAUUUGUAUUGUUAUGUUAUUUGUUAGCAGAGUCAAAAAUCGCAUAUAAGUUAUCCUAUAAGACACCCUACAGUACCACCUCCAAUUUUGCAACAUAUGCCAGGAAUUAUCCAAUCAUCUCAACAUGUGAGUUAAUGAGUAAUUUAAAUUUAAAAUAUAAUUAUUCAUUUUGCUUUUUAUAUUUCAUAGGGGUCGUAUAAUAAUGUACCAUGUUCUAUAACAGGAUAUUUGAACAAAUCACCUGCUUCUGCUGCAUCGACUGGUGACAUUCCCAGAUAUCAAAUACCAUCACAAACACCAAUGUCCAGGCAUGAAUAAUUUGUACUAAUAUUAAGUGUCUAUUAUUAUCUAGAUAUUUGUAAAUUUUUUUUUCUUUUGUGAUCAUACAUUGAUUAUAAUUUAAUGAUCCUUUAAUAAAUAAUACAUAUAAAUAAUUCUUCAGUGUUUACAUUUUUUUUACAAUAUAUACAUAUAUAUGUGUAUACAUAUUGAAUAUAUCAUAUAUAUAUAUAUAUAUUAAAAAUAUUAUAUCUUUUUUUGUACUAAAAUACAUUUAAUAACAUCUUUUUUUUAAGAAAACUGUUUUGUAUACGUGGGGGUAAUCAAUUAUAAAUAUUUUUAUGUAAUGAAAGUAAUUCAUUUGAAUAAAUAAUUUCUAAAAGA